CAACAUCGCUUCACCUCACAUCGAACUCUCGCCACUUCAACCAACCCCUGCCUAUUCUGGUCAAUCGCGUCGAUUUCCAUCCGUUCGUCAUGACCAUGGUCUCACCACUUCAGGCCACAUUGGUGGUGCUGCACUAUGCAUACCCUGCGGUCAUCUUCCUCUACUUUCUUGUUGCCUCCCUCGUCUCUGUCUGCAACGCCCAGACGGGAAAGAAGGACGUUGAGUGCAAGAAAAACCGCCCCAGCCAGAGAACAGUCUGGGUGCUUUCUGCCCUCUCCAUCUUGACGUUUGCGGGCCAGCUGGGUGUCAUCGGUACACAAGCGCUUUUGACGCGAGUGUGGCCCACGGAAGAUGACAUUAUCAUCAGCCACUUGUCGUGCAUUCUGGUUUUUGGUAUCCUGGUCAGUCAGCACAGUGAUGACGAAAAAGCGACCUCGUAUCCCUUCGUGGGGUCCUGGCUGCUCGGCUUUGUCUUCGAAAUCAUCAUCAUUUCCCUGUCUGCCUUUGACGAUGUUUUCGUCGCGUUUCACUCCUUCGACAUUAUCGACAUGGCCUUGGUUUCCACCCGCUGCCUGAUUUUCCUCAUUCUCGCCGGACUUUACUCUUUUCCCGCAACGGACAAGGUGGGAACAGACGAAGAACGCCAAUCCCUCUUGCCCAAAGAUACGACCACUUGCCCUGGAAGUUCGGCCGGUCAGUCUCAAAAUAGCCAGGAGUCUGGGUAUGGGUCGACACUCCAGGCCGAAGAGGAAUCCACUGAAGAGGCCCCAGAAUACAACUGGGAGCGACGCGAGAGGGAGGCUAAAGAGGCCAUGAAGAAGCGUCUCGAGGAGGGCGGAAAUUGGAUUGAAUAUGCGAAGGGGUUCAAGAUACUCUUUCCAUAUGUCUGGCCCGUUGGGAACGUUGGCCUUCAAGUUCGCGCCGCCGCAGUUUGCGUCUGCCUCCUAGCAUCAAACGCCCUUCAUUUGCUCAUCCCCCGCCAGACUGGUAUCAUCAUGGACAGCUUGAGCGGCGACAACACCAGCAACCCAUGGGUAUCUGUCAUCAUUUUCGCGGCUCUUCGCUUAGCAGCCUCCGAAUCAGGCAUUGAGCUUGUCCGUCAGUGGCUUUGGGUCCCUGUCAAAUACUACUCACAUGACGCGCUCACACGAGCCGCGUAUUCCCACAUGAUGCAUCUCUCCGCCGACUUCCACGACUCCAAGAGUUCAUCCGACAUGAUGAUGGCGAUUUAUGGAGGAAGCGCUGUUUCAAACGUUAUUGAGAACGUCUUUCUGUACGCUGUUCCGAUGUUGAUCGACAUGGGUGUGGCUGUUGUCUACCUCUCAAUCACAUUUGGACCCUACGAAGGAUUGAUUACUGUCGCAACAGGCAUCUUUUUUCUUCUCAUUGCCAGUCGACUCGUGGCAAAUUCCAAGGCUGCCAGUCGAAACCGCGUCAACGCCCUGUACGAGGAACACUAUGUCCGACAAUCUGGGUUCCUCGGAUGGCAGACUGUCAGUGCAUUCAAUCAGAUUGGCUACGAAGAUAAUCGACACGCCAACGCCGUCACAAACCGUUGGCUUAGAGAGCAACAAUACGUCCUGGGAUGGUACAUCUCGAUUGGAUUCCAAACCCUCGUUCUUACUUCGGGUCUCCUGGCGAGCGCCUUCCUGGCCGUCUACCGCAUCCGAGUUGGGCAUGCCACAGCUGGUCAAUUUGCAAUGUUGUUGAUGUACUGGGCUCAAUUGACUUCCCCGCUCCAAUUCUUCGCGAAACUGGGCAAGAAUAUCAGUGAUGAUUUCAUCGAUGCCGAACGGCUCUUGGACAUCAUGCGCACCAAGCCAUCGGUCGAGAACCAGAAAGGGGCACGUCCACUCAAGUUUGUCGCCGGCGAAGUGGAGUUUGAUGGCGUCAGCUUCAGCUAUGACAAGCAGAAGGGCAUUAUCAAAGAUGUCAGCUUUCAUGUGCCGGCUGGGCAGACGGUUGCCUUUGUUGGGGCGACUGGUGCAGGAAAAUCGACCCUCAUAAAGCUCUUGGAUCGCUUCUACGACGUUGCUGAUGGCUCUAUCCGUAUCGAUGGGCAGGACAUCCGAGAUGUCGACCUGUUCAGCCUACGUGAUCGAAUCGGAGUCGUCCCACAGAAUCCAAUCCUGUUUGAUGACACAAUCAUGAACAACGUGCGAUAUGGGAGGAUCACCGCGAGCGACGAAGAUGUGUUUGAUGCGUGUAAAGCAGCAUGUAUUCAUGAUAAGAUCAAGGGCUUUACUCACGGUUACAAGACUCGGGUUGGGGAACGUGGAGUAAAACUCUCCGGUGGUGAAUUGCAGCGCAUCGCGAUUGCUCGAGCAAUGCUCAAGAAGCCUGACAUCGUCUUGUUGGAUGAGGCGACAAGCUCAGUUGAUACAGACACCGAGCAACAGAUACAGGUGUCCUUUAAGAGAUUGUGUGAAGGACGAACCACCUUCAUCGUUGCUCAUCGCCUCUCAACUAUCAUGAACGCAGAUCGAAUCAUUGUGGUGGAGAACGGAGAGAUCCUUGAACAAGGCAACCACGACGAGCUGAUCGUUUCGGGAGGGAGAUAUGCCGAUUUGUGGUCGAAACAGGUGUUUAUUAGACCCAACGACGACGACAAAACCACGGAAGCAUCGGCUGGCCAGGCAGGAUUUGUUAAUGACUUAUCCUCGGAGCAGACCAGAACCGAGCUUUCGAAGGUGAAACCGGUACCAUCCGCGAAGGACGAAGGAGGACCCGAGCAGAAUGACGUGGGAGAAUCUUCACAGCAAAAGGUCGACGAAGAAGGAGCGGCGUCAACGCCAAAGCGCACCCAAGAGGUAGACUCUGCCAAAGCGAACUAGUCUUUGGCGAUUCUAACCUCUGGUUGCAGGGAUCCCGCUUGAAUCCCGUUGCCCCGACGUUCACGCCGCGUUCGCCUACCAAGAUCAAACCGGAGACAACCACGGAGAUUUCGACGG
This is a messenger RNA of Ilyonectria robusta, 2951 nucleotides long. RefSeq lists its product as uncharacterized. The coding region runs from base 90 to 2834 and encodes 914 amino acids. The transcript is spliced from 6 exons. Gene Ontology annotation, biological process: transmembrane transport. NCBI's taxonomy places the organism in Eukaryota, Fungi, Ascomycota, Sordariomycetes, Hypocreales, Nectriaceae. Gene Ontology annotation, cellular component: membrane. Gene Ontology annotation, molecular function: ATP hydrolysis activity; ABC-type transporter activity; ATP binding. The record is from RefSeq and is a predicted model, not a curated record.